GUACGAGAUUACAAUGCCUGAAAAAGUUGCAUCUGGUCUACUUUCUGAGAGAGAAGCAAAGCGUUGAGACUGGGGUCGGGAAAGGUGACCAACCCAGCCGUUGCCAUGGCACAAGUUGAGGAUUGGAGCCCUGUAUCUUGAGGGAACAAGCCAAUUGUACUGUAGCCCUUUCGUGUCUUAGUACUGCCGGUACAAAAGACCACCGCAGCGCUGACAAGUGAUGCUCUUCCUGGCUAUCCACUUUUCCUCUUGUCUUUCAGCUUGUUGAGGGAUACAUCGCUCUCUUGUUCUCCCACGAUUCCCUCUUUAUGAACCUUCAGUAGGUCUAAAAAGCCUUCCGAAUGUGGCAGCACCAAAUUAGUCUCUAAUUCCUCUGCUAGCUCUAGCUGCAAUAUUCUCACUGAGCCAGAUGCCUUGUCGCUAGUGCCUUCUUUGCCUCUUUCACUAGCUAUGUGCUGUGCUUCCCAAGUGUGUGUCGCAAGGCAUAUUUUUAGCUUUGUUGCUGCGCUUUAUCUUCACCACGAUCUCCUGAGCUUUGGAACAUGUGAGAGCUUGGACCAAGUGGUCGCUAAAACUAUAUCCCUUCUUCAACAGCAUUUACGAGUGAUUUGAAAAUAAGUAGGGAUAAUGUUUGGACAGACUUUGCAAUACUGCGGCUUCGGCCAGCAAUAGUCCGAAUGCCUCCAUCUCUUGUUGUGAAAGGGGCGUCUGUUUUCCUCUUUCCUGAAUUUAGUGAAUGGCCUGACGCAUGUUUUCUUGGAUUCUUGACGUGCGGCAAAUUCAUCUGCUAGCACUGCACCACAUUCCAAGCUUUUUUGCCUGACCUAUCUUGAAUCCACGGGCACAUCUCUUCGCUCAAGGACCCAUAGAACUGCUCCAUGCAGAUUAGCUCAACAACCUUGAUGUGGCAACCAAAGGCAUCUUCCUCUUUUAACCACUCAAUUAAAUUGGCUUUUAGCUUAUAAGUGAAUCUAUCGUCUCGUGUUAGCCUUGCAAUUUUUUUUGUUGCUUCGCCAGAAAGAAUGGUCAGAAUCUGUUGUCGCCAACUCUCAAGUGCCAACCCAUUUUUCUCGCAGGUUCGUUCAAAAGCAACGAGAAACAAUUUCAUGGCAUCAUUCACCUUGUACAAUGACAUGAGAUCCAUUGUUUUUACUCCUGCUUCACCUGACAGUCUUUCGUUUAUUGAGAGUUUCAGUUCAGUUGUUUUAUUCCUUAAAGGCCCUUCUUUUAGGCGGUAUUACAUAAGGGGUGGGAUUUUAUUUAGAUUAACAAACAAGCAGUAAAGAUUGCUUUAGUAUUGAAGGUGAUCACUAACGUGGUCUUCAAAAGUAAGUUCGAGAGUUCUUUUAGUAAGUUAUAAAUGGGGAUUAUACGUACAUACAGAGGGAGGUCCCAUAGUCAACAGACUGUCCAGAGGACCUCCCAUUAGAAAUUAGUAGGAUAUUUUAACAACACCUGCAGACGGGCUAGAUGGUGCAUUGCAGAAAUAAGCGCACAGAAAGACGCACACAAACAGCCGAGAAAGACACAGGACAGGCGCUAACUCGUAUCUAUUUUAUUUGCAGCCACGCCAGCAAAUAUAUGCGGAAAGGAUGACAUGCGUAGUGCAUAACAACACUGAAAAAACAUUGACAAGGUAACCCAAAUCAUUAAAAUUACAACACACAUUCAAGAAACUCGGAUUUCUGCCCUGAAGAGCUUCACAGAUGUAUCGCUCACACAUUUAUCUCCCCUUUUCCCAAUAUAAAAGGCUUCCAAUAGUUCACGCGUAGUCUUAUCACGACUUUUGCCUAGGAUUCUUAUGUCACUCAGUUGCGGUUCACACGGUAUGCAGUUGGCGCAAUGAUCAGCCAAAUUUGUCCCACCUCCCCUAAUAGCCCUCAAAUGAUCCCCUGCCUGGUCAUUAAUGCAGCGCCCACUCUGGCCUAUGUAAGCCAUCCCACAGGUAAACAGGAUCUCGUACACGACCCCCGUACAGCAGUUAAACUGCUUGGAAUAAUUUUUUCUGCAUCCGCUCAGAUUUCUAUCACGCAAAAUGCGUGAGCACAGUUGGACGAGCCUCUUCGGAGCAGAAAACGCCACGGGCACGCCAUGUCGGUUCGCCACUUUCUUCGCGUGGUGGGCCACCUUGUGAAAAUACGAAACCACAACAGGUUUAACCGGGUUCUUCUCCUGGACAGGCUCCUUCCCAAAUAUGGCUUGCUUGGUUUUUCGUAAAAGGGCUUCCAUCACAGACCCAAUGUCCGCUGUUAGGAAUGGCCGUACGGGGUGACAACGUGCCAGCUUUCAGCUCGCUGCACGUGUUCUAAUCCAACCAGACAGGGCGCACUUCAGAGAACUGCGAAUAACCGGCAGCCACGUGGCGCGGGGUCAGCUCAGGAAUGUGCUACCCUCCAGCGCCACCCUUGACGGAGCAGAGUUCUACGAAGCCCCUCUGAUGUCGGCUCCGGACCUUUACACCUGUGUGUGUGUGCAACACGAGUAUGUGAGCCCGCUUCCUCCAAAAGGGCGGGUCAUCUUCGGUGACGUCGAACGAUGACUGGACGAACGUUUCCUUUCGCUUGGAAUCAAGGGGGGGACAAGUGCUUAUAAGCAGCGGUUGUCGGCUGCGAGAGGGUGCUCGUCGUCGGGAGCUGAGUGCUCGUUGUCAUGCUCGAAAUGUACUCGUGAGCUGUGUGCUCGUAAGCUGUUUGCUGUAUGCGUCGUCUUGAGUGCUCCAUAUGGGAGUCACGCUAGACUGUCGAUGUACCUCAUGUUUUAAAUGUAAAUCCUGCAAAUAAAUCCUGCUCUCCUAAGUCCCAACGAAGAGUCAAGCUCCUUCCUACAGAUACGACUGCCAAAUCUUGCAACUGAAUGACAGCGGUGAGAUCGGCCUACGGCUCGUAAAUCGGCCUAUGACUCGGGAGACAGCAACGGCAACUGACGGACGUUGGCACAUGGUGACCGACCGGCAUCCUGAUCAAGUUGGAGGCGACUUGGGAUUGACCACCUCUUGCAACUGAUUGGAUACGGCGGGGAAGGACUGGUGAUAUGGUGCUGCUUCAGUGGGUAAGCGUUUGGUUUUGGCUGUAAGAUUUACCAGGCUUCAAUUUCUCUGUGUUUUUGGAUUUGAUUCGCUGGGGAUCUUUCACUUGCAUUUUGAUUUGCAUGGGUAUCACAACGAGUAUUGUGUGACAGCAGAGCCAAAGCUUAAAGUAGCGACCAUGGUCCUAAUGUGUUUGACGGGGGCUGACCUGUUGUGGUUGUGUGAAGAGCUCGAGGUAGACGUAGAGAAGGACUUGACGGAAGCAGAAAUUCGGAAAACCAUUCUCGCAAGUAGCAAUGAUUUGAAACUAAUCGAAAACCUAGGUAACCGAAUUCUAAGAAAAAGACAGGAACGGGAAUCAAUUAGGCAAGAACGCCAAGAGCGUGAGCAAAAACGCCAAGAACAUGAGCAAAAACGGCAACAGGUUGAAAAAGAAAUGGCAGCAGUGAGGAAACAGAUACAGGAUUUGCAGCAGUUAAAAGCAGGAAAUCAACAGCGGCUUGAGAAAUCUGUAGGCUGGACGCAGCGAAAGUGGGAAGAAGCAGAUAGCAGAUUUCAGUCGAAAGCCGAGGAAAGUAGUAGUACCUGUGAGAGUAGCACCACGUUCACAGGUGAACUCGAAGUGCUAGCUGCUAACGAUGCCUUAGUGGCAGCAGAGGCCGUUAAAGGCCGGAGUGAGAGCGACGAGGUGCUGUGCCAACAGAAGACUGUAGAGACAGCUAGGCCAGCUGCGAACAAAUUGGCACAGUUACCGCACGUGUGCGUCGCUUGUAAUGUUAGCGAGGUUGCUAGCAAAGUAAAGAGUACUGCUGACCCGAUAGACACGAGCACCCAUGUCAAGUCAGAUCUCCGUGCCGAAGAGAAGUGCCAGCUGGAUGAUGCAGUUGAGAGUAGUUCUCGGGAUGGCGAGCUCCGUAGCUCACGAGAGAACAACUGCAUUGUUCAGGGAUCGGUGCGGCUCUCCGCCAGUCUAGUUAGCCAAGAGAGGGGUGAUUUAGUUAAUCACUCAGACUGUGCGGGUAAGAGACCGAUCCGGCCCGAGGGGAUGUGUAACGGCCAGCACAAGGCGCGAGAUGACGGCAUGAAAGAGAGUUCGAGGAGAAAGCGCCGCAGAAAGAAGCGCCGAAAAGAUCGGAAUGCGGUGGCUAAUGUCGCGAAGCCAAAGACGGCGACAGGCGCGAAAAGUCAGGGCGCGGAGAAAAGAAAGGUGCGGUCGUCGUUGACGACGUGGGUGCAUCAAAAACGUUCGGGCCACCGGUCAAAAAGUGACCGAGAAGCAUGUUCUGCACGGACGUGGACACAGGGCACGGGGCAGCUACGUUCCUUGUUGGUCCGUCGUUCUUUCCGAAGUUCAGCGUGUAGUACAAAGAAGCGCAAAGUGGCAGGACGAGACGAAGUGAUAGGGAGUAGCGACGCAGUUAAUCGAGUUCGUGUUGAAAGUGGGGUGCCAGGACGCAAAUUGGCAGGAGACUGUAACGUCUUGGAGGAGCUGAUAGUGAGUCGGCCCUUUUGUUGUUCCUUGGUAGCCAGAGUAGCUUUCGGACCGCGACCACCUCGAGUACGGCUCAAAUAGUAUGAGUCAGUUGUAAACUUUUGAAAAAGAGAGGCCAAGAGAGCUUUUGUAGAAGGAAAAGAAUGCUGUUUUGUUUUAUUUUUGAGCAUUUGGAAAAUAUCGCGAUUUAAGACUACAGUUUCUUUCAGUAUGUAAGGUAUGAGCUUUGUUUAUGUUUUGUUUAAGAAGCUCCGAGAGUUGAGACGCGUUUUAAGUAAACCUGUAGUUUAGCGAGUUGUUAGUUAAUGAGUAAAUAGGCUUUCUUUAUUUUUGUGUGCAGGUAACCUGAGUGUCAAGGUUAUCGUUGAGAGGCCUAUGGUAACGCGUGUGUUUUAGUUAACUUUCUUUUUUUUAUGUGUUUUUUAUUUUCUAAGGUUAAGCGCGUAGAUUUUCAGUUAGUGCAUCAUUUGCACUGAGAAGAGCUCUCAGGUCCAUUAGCGCGUGUCCUGUGCGGAAGCAGAAGGUUUAUGACUGGGUUGCUCGUGUGUGUUGAGGGCAGCCGUAUUCUGACUUCUCUGGUUAGCGUGCCUGGAACUAGUUAUUAGAGGACGCAUUAUUUUAAGGGUUCUGCGGAGUGCUAAGUCCCGCAAGUUUAAUUGUUCGUUUAGGUUACGUGUCCUGUAGGGACUAAAGGAACAAAUGUAAGCGUAAUGAAAUGCUUACGUAUGACGCAAGUGCGCGUUCUGAAAAGGGACCACAAAGCUAGCGCGAUUGUGAUUACGUACCUGUGGAGUUGGCCAGACGGUUCAGUGGCAACAGUACAUGAGAUAGGUACGCUACUGUGAUAGGAUGAGAACAGGCUGUUCGUGAACUUAGGCUGCUUAAGUUAUGGUCGGGUAUUGAUAUUUGAGAGCCUUCGGUUCAGUUCUGCGUAAACCUUUGCUCUUGUGCAGCACGAUGGUCAGGUUUGGUCGAACUCAAGGGGAACGUGAACGCUCACUUUGGCGGCACAAAAUUUUGGGGCAAAAUUUGGGGUUUCCCAGUUGAGUGACUUGCAUUGAAAUUGUGAUAGGAGGCCUGGUGGAUUAACGGCUGAUUCCGGGCGUUUGAACGCUGAGCGGUAUUGUGUUGCCGGGUCGACUCUUCUGUGCCAGUUGUUGUGAGAUGGUUGAAGGCAUUCCAAGUACGCAGGGGUUGCAGAGAGCAAAGCCAUCGUCUUGCUCGCCAGCCAUUCUCUUCCUGCCCAGUGGUUGCCAGCACUGGCCAGGCGAGAUUUUCCGGGCCAUGGAGGAGCUGUUAGGAAUGGCCGUACGGGGUGGCAACGUGCCAGCUAUUUCAGCCCGCUGCACGUGUUCCAAUCCAACCAGACGGGGCGCACUUCAGAGAACUACGGAUAACCGGCAGCCACGUGGCGCGGGGUCAGCUCAGGAAUGUGGUACCCGGCCGCGCCACCCGGGACGGAGCAGUGUUCUCCGAAGCCCCUCUGACGUCGGCUCCGUACCUUUACACCUGUGUGUGUGUGCAACACGAGUAUGUGAGCCCGCCUCCUCCAAAAGGGCGGGUCAUCUUCAAUGACGUUGAAAGGUGACGUCGUACGAUGACUGGACGAACGUUUCCGUUCGCUUGGAAUCAAGGGGGGGACAAGUGCUUAUAAGCAGCGGUUGUCGGCUGCGAGAGUGUGCUCGUCGUCGUGAGCUGUGUGCUCGUUGUCAUGCUCGAAAUGUACUCGUGAGCUGUGUGCUCGUAAGCUGUUUGCUGUAUGUUAGUCUUGCGGGCACUAUUUGGGAGUCACGCUAAACUGGCGAUGUAUGUCUUGUUUUAAAUGUAAAUCCUGAAAAUAAAUACUGCU
Molecule: messenger RNA, 6366 nt
Organism: Dermacentor andersoni
Lineage: Eukaryota; Metazoa; Arthropoda; Arachnida; Ixodida; Ixodidae
Product: RCC1 domain-containing protein 1-like
Source: RefSeq, a predicted model, not a curated record